GCGGCAGAGAGAUCCGGACACAGCGGGACAGGAGGAACGGGGCGGCAGAGCGACGCGGCGGAGGGGAGGGACUAUAAAAGUGUGAAGAAGCUGAAGACGGAGGUUUGACUGAGAGACAGUUUGUGACGCUACAGCCUGAACCAGGACCAGGACCAGGAUCUCCUUCAGACCAGGUGUCGGGAUGCCGUGGCUGCUGUCCUCUCAGGUGGAGUGUCUGUCUUCUUCCCCUUCUCAGCGUCAAUGCGAGCGGACAGCGUUCUCGUUGUACUGUGCAGUGCGGGAGCGUCUGCCAGUCUGGCUGCUGGAAGACAUGCGCUGCAUGGAGGUCUUCAGCUGGGAGGACGGACACCCGCGGGCCUUCCUGCCGUCCGAGGCAUUGCUGUACGCGCUGGUCCACGACCACCAGGACUACGCCCGCUACCUGCUCGACAAGUACUCUGUGAGCGCACUCAGAGCGCCGCGCUGUAGCUUCUGCUGCUGCCGUGGCGGUGGUGCACCGCACCUUGCAGUGGCGGUGAGGUACGACCGCAUGGCGAUCCUCAGCAUGAUGGUGGAGGCGCUGAAGGACUGUGACUCGUCAAGCUGGCGGCAGGACUACCUGGACAGCUACAGCGGCUGCUCGCACGCGGCGGACGCGGGGAAGUCGGCGGUGCAGCUGGCGGUGGAACUGUCGCGCCCCGACUGCCUGCUGCUGCUGCUGGUUCACGGAGCAUACCCUGCCGGCCUUGACGCCGCACUGCAGAGACUCGUCUCCUCCGACAUGGCGGACCGACGCCAUGCGCAGCGCUGCCUCGACUUCCUGCUGCUCUUCCUGCCUAAACCGGCGGCGCCACAUUGCCUGCGGGAUGAGCCGCAGCGCUGGCAAAGCCUGCUGGGAAAUGAAGUAUUUAGCUGGCUGUGUGGCCUGGCCCCACCCCCCCUUCUGCUGCAGGCUCUCAGGUGUCUGGCCCGGUCCGGCCCGGACCAGAUCUCCGCCCUGCCCAACUUCCUGCAGCCGCACAGCUGGCAGUGACAUCAUCAUGUUGAUGAUGUCACUAAGAUGUAAAUAAGACUAAAAACAGGAGGAGGACAGGCUCUAGGACCCUCAGGAGACUUUAAUUAGAUUCAGUUUAAUUGAUUUUAAUGAGUGAAUAAACAUGUUGUAAUAACCUGCUGGUGAUGUUAUUAUAAGGUAAUAACGUGUUUCUACCUCAGUUGAUAAUAAUAAUCUCAUUUAAUAUUAUUUGUGUUUUGUACAGUUCUGCUCACAGACUCUCGCAGAAUAAACAAACUGAAAUCAUUAUUAUUAUUAUUAUUAUUUAUGAAUAAUUUUGGCUGUGAUGAAUGAAUGUUGAACAUCAUAUAAUUUUAAGUUUGACUUAUGUGAGCUGAAAAACACAAACGUUUCCAAUAAGAAUGUAAAAUAAUUUGAAUAAUAAUAUGAAUAAUGUUAAUAAUAAAACUUACAAUAAUAAUUAUUAUAACAAUACAUAUAAAGGCAAUGGCAACAGUUUUAUGUGUCAGUGACAUCAUCCAAUAAUGAUUAAUAAAAUUGUGAGAUGUGUAUGUAUUUGUUAUAUAUGUAUAAAAUAAAUUGUUUAAUU
Messenger RNA from Centropristis striata (black sea bass), 1583 nucleotides. It is a transcript of the gene ankrd9, whose product is annotated as ankyrin repeat domain 9. The record is from RefSeq and is a predicted model, not a curated record. The coding region runs from base 182 to 1012 and encodes 276 amino acids. The transcript is spliced from 2 exons. NCBI's taxonomy places the organism in Eukaryota, Metazoa, Chordata, Actinopteri, Perciformes, Serranidae.